CACAAUUAUAACUACGCCGCAGUGUUGGUUUAUCAGUGUCAUUAUCGGUCACUAACUUAAAAUUGUACGGACCGUCAAGAAUAGCUUAGUGCUAUUCAUCAUAAUCUUCAAAUUUAACGAACAAAAGAAGUUAUCACCGAGAACACAGCAACCACAUCGAAAAGGUGUUGAAUUUUUGGUUCAUCGCUUCAAACAAACAUGUCUACAGAAACCGAUCCUAAUGUGAUCUACGGCGGUGAUCCCGAAGUAACAACAAGAGUGGACGAAAAUUGUCCAUCGUUUGGUGCGAUGGUCUUGGAGGACUUAGGACUGGGAGAAGACAAACCAUGCUUUAUAAAUGGCAUAACCAACGAAAUUUGGACCUACAAAGAUAUGCUUGAUCGGACCAGUUUGAUGGCAAGAGUACUCCACGGAGCUGGGGCUAAGCAGAAUGAUGUGAUUGCCAUUGUGUCGGAGAAUCGGUUCGAGUAUCCGGCUGUUGUUUUUGGAGCCAUUUAUCUAGGCGUCACUGUAGCGCCAUGUAGUGUGACCUACACUGAACGCGAACUGAAGCACUCACUUAUGCUAUCAAAACCAAAGUUCGUUUUCACAUCACCGGUUACAGCCAAGCUUGCAAUCACAGUCUGCAAAACCCUUACGUUUGUGGAAAAAGUGAUUGUGUUCGGUAAAAAGAAGUUUGACGAUCGAACAAUCCUGUGGGAUGACUUCAUUAACAAAUACGAGGACAAGGCGUUUAACGUACAGGAUUACGCUUCACGAAGGAUUCGUAGAGAUCAUGUGGCCUAUAUCGCUUCCAGCUCUGGAACUACCGGGGUACCCAAAGGCGUUCUCAUCACACAAGGCAACAUUAUGAGCGUCGUUCAAGGUAUGCGUGAUAUAUUCACUCUAUCGAAAAUGCUGCAAGGAGGCACCAUGAUUGUAUGGAGUGUCGCUCCAUGGUUCCAUUCAAUGGGCUUCUUUUCAAUGGUUCUGAAUGCAUGUUCGCGCGACGCAACAUUUGUUUUUCUACCAAAGUUCGAGGAAGAGACAUUUUUGCGUUGCGUUCAGGACUACAAAAUUUCGACUAUUGUGGUUGUUCCACCAAUUAUGGUCUUUCUGGCAAAGAGUCCACUUGUUGAUCAGUAUGAUUUGUCCUCAUUACGGAGCAUAACUUGUGGUGCGGCUGCACUAAGCAGAGAAAUCGAAGAUCAAGUUCGUGAAAGAUUUUCUAAGAAGUAUGAUGUGGAUCUACUAAUUCGGCAAGCAUAUGGUAUGUCUGAGACGUCGUUGGGAACUCUGAGCGCAACGUAUACCAUAAAGCCUGGAUCGGUCGGGGAGCCAGUCCCGGGAAUUUAUUGUAAGGUCAUCGACGAAAAUGGUAAAUCAUUGGGACCGAAUGAAAGGGGAGAGCUGUGUUUUAAGGGUGACAGAAUCAUGAAGGGCUACGUUAACGACACGGCUGCUACAAAAAGUACAAUCGAUGAAAAUGGUUGGCUUCAUUCGGGAGAUAUUGCCUAUUACGACGAGGACAAGCAAUUUUAUAUUGUCGACCGUUUGAAGGAGCUCAUCAAGUACAAUGCUAAUCAGGUGCCACCUGCCGAAAUCGAGGCGCUUCUCCUAUCAAAUCCCAAGGUGAAAGAUUGUGGCGUUAUAGGGAUACCAGACGAGAAAGCUGGUGAACUUCCAUUUGCCUAUGUUGUGAAACAAGGUGGAGCCAAUAUAACCGAAGAAGAAAUUGUCCAAUUUGUAGCUGAUAACGCAAGCAAAGUGAAAUGGCUUCGCGGAGGCGUUCGAUUCAUUGAUGAAAUUCCGCGGAAUCCAACUGGAAAACUGUUGAGAAGGGAAAUGCGUGAGAUGUACAAGAAUUCCAAAUCUAAGCUUUAACGUGGUUUGUCGAGGAAAAGAGUUUUUUCGUUAAAAAUAAAGUGGGAUUGUGUGCUUCCAAAA
This is a messenger RNA of Bradysia coprophila, 1926 nucleotides long. RefSeq names its product luciferin 4-monooxygenase-like. Lineage: Eukaryota; Metazoa; Arthropoda; Insecta; Diptera; Sciaridae. Gene Ontology annotation, molecular function: CoA-ligase activity. The record is from RefSeq and is a predicted model, not a curated record.